Molecule: messenger RNA, 1447 nt
Organism: Prorocentrum cordatum
Lineage: Eukaryota; Dinophyceae; Prorocentrales; Prorocentraceae
Source: the annotation of a GenBank genome assembly
AGGUUUCUGUUUCCACGACUCGAGGAAGCCUGGGCCUCCACUCCCUCGUGGGAACCGCGCCUCCUGGCUCGAGCCAUUUUGGUCCGGGCCGCCUGCGCAGAAGGGCCGCCCAGGGAACGCCCCAGCCCGGAUGCCGAGCGGGCACCUCCCGGAUCCGAAGGCGGCGCCCAGCGGGCACUGGCCAGAGGAGCCGGCGGGCGGCAGCGGCGGGGCGGCCCCAGAGGCGGGCUCUGCGCCCGCUGCGCCCGCGGCGCCCGCGGCGCCCGCCGCGCCCGCAGCGGGCUCGCCGCGGGCCGCCGUCGAGGGCGCCGCGGGGCCCGCCGCGGCGAGCCCGCGGAGCCCGCCCGGACCCACGGAGCCCUGGGGCGAGGCUGGCGGCGGCGGGGUCGUGGGCGAGCGCGCCGCCGAGCCGAGGCACAGCACGAGGGCCGUGCUGCCGCGGAGGUGUGGCUUACUGAACGACCUGGAGAUCGAGAAGUUCCGGAGCAGCGGGUGGGCCCCCCGGAGGGGCGACGUGGUCGUGGCGAGCGGGUUCUUCAUCCGAGGGCUCCAGCGCCUGCUGGUUUCGCUCGUGGAGGGUAGGGAGGAGCCCUACGCGGAGGGGCUCAUCGACAAGCCGCACUUGCUGGAGGCGGGCGCCUCGAGGCGGGGCGCGGAGGGGUACUCCGACUUCCUGGCGAGCUGGCCCGGUCGGCGGCUGUUCAAGACGCACCGGCUGCCCCACGAGGUGCCUUUCAGGUGGCCCCCCACUGAGAAGGAGGUGCGGGAGGGCAGCGCGCCAAAGGUCGCGGUGUUGGUUUCAGACCCGCGGUACGCGCUGUCGGUCACGUGGGAGGCCAUGAACGCCAUGGGUAUUGCCCAGCCGCUGCCGCAGGGCGGGCGUGCCUUCUCCGAGUUCAUCGACAUGAUCGUGCAGCGAGAGACCACGUUUCACAUGGAUCCGUUCAGCCACUCCGUGGCGUGGGCUCGGGAGGCGAUGAAGUGGCCAGGCCAAGUCAAGCUCUUCGAUGUGGAUCGCUUCGCCUCGCUCAAUCCCCGGGAGGUCGCCGCGGCGUGCGAGGAGUUUGCGGAGUUCAUCGGCCUCCCCGAGCCCGCCAGCGCAGCCGCCCGCCUCGUGGCUGCGCUGGGGAACCCUCCAGAGAGCGCGCCGCUCGCCCUCGCCAAGGACUGCAUCCCGGACCCCGAGGCCGUCCGCGGCGGCCCUCUGGUGGAGCUGCUGGGCCCCCGCGUCCAGACCUUCGAGGCGGAGGCGGCGACCUGGAGCUACGGCACGAGGUCUGCGUACCGCCGGCUCCUCGGCCUCCUGAGGGACGUCCCCAUGCUGGCCGCGCUCGCCCAGCGCGCCAUCGACGGCGUCAUGACGGUGCCGCCGCCGAUGCUCUGCGCGCCCCUCAAGGGCGUGGCCGCGCAUGCCGCCGGGACGUGCCGCGUCUGCGUCUUCUCGGAG